CAUUGAGCUAUCCGCCAAGCUCUGCAAAUCAGUCUGCAAUUUCCGGCUCUGCAUCUGAGAGAAGCUGUGUCGAAGUUAUUGGAUUGAGUACCAGUGCUGGUGCGGCAAUUGCUACCAAGAUUUGCGUGGCUGCACCGGCUGCAGCAAUGGCGUCAGCCUUGCACUCCGGAUUUCAAAGCAACGCUGCCAUCCAGCUGAGGCAGACCAGCCUUGCUGCUAGUGUGAAGCUAGAUGGAACGGCAUCUCGCUUCCUUGCCACAGGACCUGCCAUGCAUUCCCUGAGUCCUUCAAGAUUUGGUUUCCAGGUCAAGAAAAGCCGCGGCAUGAGCCCAUCCUACGGCAGAGGCGCUGCCGUUGCGCUCCUCGUUGGCGCCGCGUCCGACGAUCCCACGUGGCAAACGUCCACUGUCCCGGUCAAGAUCAGCGACCCGGUCAGCGUCAUCUGCAUCGGGUCUUUGGUGAUCAAGCUCGCCAAACCAGAGCCUCUGACCAUUAGCCUUCAAGCGACCCCCGUUGAGAGCCCACCAUCUGGCGACAACGCACCGGCAGAGACAGCCGUGGAUGAGAAACCGGCCAUUGAGUACCGCGUUCAGCUGCCGCCGGCCCCCGAGGGUACUGCCGGUUCUCCUGAGCCUCACGCCGGAGGUGGAAUGCGGCCCAUGUCUGCACGCCCCGUUGUACCCCCCGUCGUUGUAGGCGGCCGAGUUGACAUUCACCACCCCGUACCGUGGCCCCGCCCCCGCCCCCCCCACGUCCCCCAAUAG
Molecule: messenger RNA, 764 nt
Organism: Klebsormidium nitens
Lineage: Eukaryota; Viridiplantae; Streptophyta; Klebsormidiophyceae; Klebsormidiales; Klebsormidiaceae
Source: the annotation of a GenBank genome assembly